UGAAACCUAAACUUAAAUGCUCUUUGCCUCACACAUGCACGCCAUUUUGCAAUACUGAACUAGAACAUGUUGACUGCUAUGUAACGAAAAAUGCUUUUUAUUAAUACUCAAUGUAGUUUGUUUAUUAGUUUUAUUUAGUAAAUUAGUCGGAUUUGUAAAUUUGAGAUAUCGAAAUGGAUAUGCCAGAAGUAAAAGCGUUCAACGCGGAGUUAUCCGGGUUGUAUGAAAACAAGCCACCAAUUUCGAAAGCUAAGAUGAGCGCUAUCACUAAAGGUGCUAUAAAGGCGAUUAAAUUUUACAAGCAUGUAGUUCACAGUGUAGAAAAAUUCAUUCAGAAGUGUAAAGCGGAAUACAAAGUUCCCGGUCUGUACGUGAUAGAUUCUAUCGUGCGGCAGUCGAGGCACCAAUUCGGCCAAGAUAAAGAUGUUUUCGCUCCUCGAUUUGCGAAAAACAUGCAGCAAACAUUUGCCAACCUUUUCAGAUGUCCACCAGAAGAUAAGCGCAAUAUAAUCCGCGUAUUAAACCUCUGGCAGAAGAAUAAUGUGUUUGGCCCUGAUGUCAUUCAACCACUGAUGGACAUGGCGGACCCCAACCAUCCGCUGCACCAGGAGAUAAUGCUGCAACAAAACAACACCGCAAAUGGGAGCAGCUUAAAUAUAAGCCACAACACAACAAGUCUGGGAGAGGGUAAGCUGUCCCCCCCACAGCAUACGCCACGCGCCACCACUCCUCCGCCCCCACCCGACCAGGAGCAGGCCGCGCCCGGCGUCAAGUUCAACCGCAAGCUGCUCAACGACUUCGAGUACGAGAGCGAGGACGAGGCGGCCGGCGCGGAGCCCCACCCCGCGCACCCGCCGCACGCCGCCCACAACCACCACGCGCAGAUGCAGAUGAUGACCGGCCUGCAGGCGCCCACGCAGGCGGCGGGCGCGGCGGGCGCUGCCGGCGCUCCGGGCGCGCACGAGGCGGCCCCGCGCCCCGAGGGCAAGGACGACGCCGCCAACGAGUCAGACAUCGAGUUCGUGGAGACUGGUCCGCAGGUCAUCGAGAUCCCCGACGCCAACGACUCCAGGAGCCCCUCUCCGCGCGCGCGCCGCCAUCGCUCGCGCUCCAAGUCGCCGCGCCGCCGCCGCCGCUCCCGCUCCCGCUCCCGCUCGCCGCGCCGCCGCCGCGACCGCGACCGCGACCGCGACAGGGAUCGAGACAGAGACAGGGAGAAGAGUCACAAGGAAAGAGAAGCGGAGAAAGAGAAGCAACGUGAGAGAGAAAAGAAAGGUUUACCACCGAUCAAGAAGGAAAAUCUCAGCGUUUGCAGCACGACGCUGUGGGUGGGCCACCUGUCCAAGCUGGCCACGCCCGAGGAGCUGUCGGACCUGUUCGGCGGCGUGGGUGGAGUGCACUCCAUCGACGUGGUGGCGCCGCGGGGCUGCGCCUUCGUCGUCAUGGAGCGCCGCCGCGACGCCGCCAAGGCGCUCGCCACGCUCAACCGACACAAGCUGCACUCCAAGGAGAUCACAGUGGCCUGGGCGGCGGGCAAGGGCGUGAAGGGGCGCGAGUGGAAGGACUACUGGGAGGCGGACCUGGGCGUGGCCUAUCUGCCCUGGGAGGCCCUGCACCAGCGCUGGCUGCUCGGUGCGCUCUCGCUCGACGCGCUCGAGGACGGCGGCGCCGUCGACGAAGAGACGCUGCCGCCCUGGCUGCCGCCGCGGAUCAUCCCUAAGGCCAUGAUGGAUGGGCUGCCGCUCCUGAGCGCGCUGGCGCCGGCCGGGCCUAUGGCCGCGCGCGCAGCUCUGCCCGCGUUGCCCGCCGCGCCGCUGCCCGCCUCGCUGCCCGUCGUGCCGCGCAUGCCGCCGCCCGGGAUGACUGCCGGCAUGCCCCCCGGCUUCGCGGCCACCAUGCCGCCCGGUAUGCGCCCGCCCGGCUUGCCCGCCGGAGUGCCCGCCGGAGUGCCAGGCCUGGCACGUGACGCCCCGCUGCUCGGCUUCCCGCCCGCGCUGCCGCAGCCCGGUAUGGUGGGCGGCUUCCUGGGCGGGCUGGUGGGCGCGCACGUGGGCGGGCUGGUGCUGCCGCUGCACCCGCACGGGCCGCCGCACCGCCAGCCGCCGCCCGCGCACCCCGCGCUCGACACCGCGCCCGCCGCCGAGUCCGCCGCGGAGUCCGCUGACACCGCUCCCGACGACGCCAUGGAGCUGGAUCCCGAGGAGCCGCCGCCGGAGCCCGCCCUGCUGCCCGACCAGAUCCAGGCGCUGAUGUCGAAGCCGCCGCCCAACUUCCAGACGUCGGAGCCACCGCCGCCGCGCCCGCCGCCCGACCCCGCCUUCGACUCCUUCGACGCCUCGCAGCCGCCGCCCGACGAACGCCGCGACCGAGACCGCGACCGCGACAAGGACCGCCGCGACCGCGACCGCGAUCGCGACCGCCGCGACAGGCGUGACCGCGACCGCGCCCCCCGCGACCGCGACCGCGCCCCCCGCGACCGCGACAGGGAAAGAGAGGAAAGAAGAGAUCGUGACCGGGAACGUGGACGUGACGCGCGAGAGAGUCGCGAGCGACGCGACCGCGACCGCGACCGGGAGCGCGAGCGCGCCUGCGCCGGCGCCGGCGGAGAUCGCAGCCGGGAGAAGUCUCCGCGAGCGAGCGGCGGCGGUGCGGACGCCGAGAAGAGUCUGCAGGAGAGGCUGUGGGAGAUGGCCAACGGCGGACCAGAGCGCCGCGACCCGCGCGACACCCCGCACCCCCCGCACCCACCGCACCCGCCGCACCCGCCGCACCACGAGACCCCCGCGCCCGACGGAGAUGGCGCGGAGGCGGGCGAGGAGGCGGGCGGCGCGGCGAGCGGCGCGGCGGGCGGCGAGGCGGGCGGCGCGUGGCCGGCGCGCAUGCCGCCUCCUUUCCGCGCAGGGCCCUGGAUGGAAGUGCAAGGGCAGCCUUUCGGUCCUCGUUUCAAUGGAAUGGGGCCAUCUCUCUUUAAUAGACCUCCGUUUGAGAGACCCUCGUUCGAUGGUGGGCCGAUAUUUGAACCGCGUUUCGAGAGGCCUCCUUUCUCUCGUAUGCCCUUCGACAUGAACAGACCUAGGCUUCCAUUCGAAGGCGCCAGGCCGCCCUUCGAUGGCUCGCGACCGCCCUUUGACGGUCCCAGGCCUCCGUUUGAUGGACAUAGGCCGCCUUUCGACGGACCGAGACAACAUUUCGAUGGCCUUAGACCACCGUUCGAUGGACCCGGGCCGGCGUUCGAUGGCCCUUCUAGAAAGUUUGACGGAGACAGACCUUUCGAUGGUCCCAGAUUUGACGGUCCCGCAGAAUAUUUCGACAGGAGCGGUAGAUUUGAAGAUAGAGAACAAUUUAACGAUAGAGCUUGGAAUGGAGAAAGAGAUAGGGACAGAGAUUGGAACAGGAGAAACGAAUGGGACGAUCGAAGAAAGGAGCGCAGAAGUAGAGAGCGCGAAGAUAGAUUCAGAGAUAGGAGCGAUAGGAGAAGAACGAUUGAGGAGAAACCUAGACUAUCGCGAGACGAGAGGAGUUCCAGGCGAGACAAGGACAGGAAAUCCAGAUGGGGCGCGGCAGAAGACGUCGUCCCGACCGAACGGCGUCAGCGCGCCGACACCUCGCUGCCGGAGGACGCCCAGGGCGACGCCCCGGCCCCGGCCCCGCCCACCGCGCCCCACGGCGGCGACCUGCCCGACCAGCCCGACCUGCCCGACCUGCCCGCCGGCGUUCCCCAGCCGAGUGAACGCGACGGCGGACCUGCACAGGUGGAUAAAGACGCAGAAAAGCUCGUUUUGUGCACACACGACGCCGCCGACGACACCCGCGCUGCUGGCGCUGACGACACUCCCGCCCUCACAAACACUCCCGCACACCUCUACGACGCGAUCGACGCAGUUGACACCGACUUUGCUAAUCCCCCGCCGGGUGAGGCCUCCCACACUGCGCACGUCUCGCCCGCCGCGCCUGACGCGACCGCCACGCCCGCCGCGCCCACCGCGCCCGCCGCGCCCGCCGCGCCCGCCUCGCCCGCCACACCCGCCGCGCCCGCCGCGCCCCCCGCAUCCGAGGCAGAAGCACCGUCGCCCGCCCCGGCCCCCGAGCCGACGCCCGACUCGCCGCUUAGUUCGAAUUCGGUCGAUAUGUUUAAUACAAAGGUCGGCUCUUCUAGUAUUCAAAAUGAAAUAGAGAAGGAAGCUCAGAAUGCCGAGAUGCUGGACGGGAUUGCUUGA
Messenger RNA from Papilio xuthus (Asian swallowtail), 4217 nucleotides. RefSeq names its product Insulator su(Hw) mRNA adaptor (gene Isha). The record is from RefSeq and is a predicted model, not a curated record. Gene Ontology annotation, cellular component: nucleus. Gene Ontology annotation, molecular function: RNA binding. The transcript has 20 exons. Bases 174 to 4217 code for a protein of 1347 amino acids. NCBI's taxonomy places the organism in Eukaryota, Metazoa, Arthropoda, Insecta, Lepidoptera, Papilionidae.